GGAUAGUGGGGACCGUCGUUGAAACGAAUGACACUACGGCUUGCACCAGGUUGAAGCAGUACUUGGGAGGGAGAGAGGGGAUAUGCUCAGGUUGCGAUUUGGAGACAGACCCAAGAGAAUUUCCCGGAUGCCAUCAUCUAGGGAGACUCCAUCCAGGGCGGGCCGCCCAGUCCAGCGCCCAGAGCCCAGCCCUCCAGAGCCAGAGCCCCGGGCUCCCGAAGUGUCCCAGACCGGAGGAGAAGGGUCCCCCAGUCCCGAGGCAUCAAGGAGCCCUGCACGGGGAGCCUACCUGCAAAGUCUGGAACCCAGCAGCCGAAGAUGGGUGCUAGGUGGGGCGAAGCCAGCUGAGGACACAUCUUUAGGGCCUGGGGCACCUGGCAGUGGGGAGCCCGCUGGUGAGAUCUGGUACAAUCCUAUCCCUGAAGAAGACCCCAAACUUCCAGCAUCUGAGCCCCCUGGGCCACAGCCAGAUUCAGCUGAGCCAGAGGGCCCAGCCCCCCAAGGUGCAGCCCCGGCCAGCCCCCCAACCAAAGCGUCCCGCACCAAGUCCCCAGGCCCUGCCAGGCGCCUCUCCAUCAAGAUGAAGAAACUGCCAGAGCUGCGGCGCCGCCUGAGCCUGCGAGGCCCCCGAGCUGGCCGGGAGCGAGAGAGGGCGGCCCCUGCGGGCUCAGUCAUCAGCCGCUACCACCUAGACAGCAGCGUGGGGGGCCCUGGGCGGACAGCAGGGCCCGGGGGCACCCAGAGCCCGAGGAUUGGUUACCUCAGCGAUGGGGACUCACCGGAGCGUCCAGCUGGGCCCCCGUCGCCCACCUCCUUCCGGCCCUACGAGGUGGGUCCCACAGCCCGGGCGCCCCCGGCCGCACUCUGGGGCCGCCUCAGCCUGCACCUGUACGGUCUCAGGGGGCUGCGGCCAGCACCAGGGGCCACCCCCAGAGACCUCUGCUGCCUACUGCAAGUGGAUGGGGAGGCCCGGGCCCGAACGGGGCCACUGCGAGGGGGGCCGGACUUCCUGAGGCUGGACCACACCUUCCACCUGGAGCUGGAGGCUGCUCGGCUCCUGCGGGCCCUGGUGCUUGCAUGGGACCCCGGCGUGAGAAGGCACCGGCCCUGCGCCCAGGGCACCGUGCUGCUGCCCACGGUCUUCCGAGGGUGCCAGGCCCAACAGCUGGCCGUGCGCCUAGAGCCCCAGGGACUGCUGUAUGCCAAGCUGACCCUGUCGGAGCAGCAGGAAGCCCCUGUCACAGCUGAGCCCCGCGUCUUCGGGUUGCCCCUGCCACUGCUGGUGGAGCGGGAGCGGCCACCUGGCCAGGUGCCCCUUAUCAUCCAGAAGUGCGUUGGACAAAUCGAGCGCCGAGGGCUACGGGUAGUGGGACUGUACCGUCUCUGCGGCUCAGCGGCAGUGAAGAAAGAGCUUCGGGAUGCCUUUGAGCGGGACAGUGCAGCAGUCUGCCUAUCUGAGGACCUCUACCCCGAUAUCAAUGUCAUCACUGAAGCCAGCGGUGCCCUGACCAGAGGGGACCCUGUGUUCACAGGCAUCCUCAAGGAUUAUCUACGAGAGUUGCCCACCCCACUCAUCACCCAGCCCUUGUAUCAGGUGGUGCUGGAAGCCAUGGCCCGUGACCCCCCAAACAGAGCUCCCCCCACCACUGACGGCACCCGAGGUCUCCUCAGCUGCCUGCCAGAUGUGGAAAGGGCCACGCUGACGCUUCUCCUGGACCACCUGCGCCUCGUCUCUUCCUUCCAUGCCUACAACCGCAUGACCCCGCAGAACCUGGCCGUGUGCUUCGGGCCUGUGCUGCUGCCGGCACGCCAGGCGCCCACACGGUCUCGUGCCCGCAGCUCUGGCCCAGGCCUCACCAGUGCAGUGGAUUUCAAGCGCCACAUCGAGGUGCUGCACUACCUGCUGCAGUCUUGGCCAGAUCCCCACCUGCCCCCAGAAGCUCCAGAUGUCGCACCGUACUUGCGGCCCAAACGGCAGCCACCUCUGCACUUGCCGCUGGCAGAUCCCGAAGUCGUGUCUCGGCCCCGGGGCCGAGGAGGCCCUGAGAGCCCCCCAAGCAACCGCUAUGCCGGCGACUGGAGCGUUUGCGGGCGGGACUUCCUGCCAUGUGGGCGGGACUUCCUGUCCGGGCCGGACUACGACCACGUGACGGGUAGUGACAGCGAGGACGAGGACGAGGAGGCCGGCGAGCCGAGGAUCACUGCGGACUUCGAAGACGACUUCGAUGCGCCCUUCAACCCGCACCUGAAUCUCAAAGACUUCGACGCCCUCAUCCUGGAUCUGGAGAGGGAGCUCUCCAAGCAGAUCAAUGUGUGCCUCUGAGCCAGAGGACGGGGUGGGGCCCUGGUUACUAAGGACCGGGUGCCCAGUUGCUAAGGCGGUGCCCUGGUGACCGAGAAGAGCCAGACCUGUUGCUCAGGUGGAGCUCCUGGUUGCCAGGGAGUUACCGCGGGACCAGUCUCGUGCAUGGCCGAGAGUCAUUGCUGGUUUCCAGGGCCCAGUAUUUGGACACUAGUUGCAAAGUCUGGGGACUGGGGAUUUUAGGGACCAGAGGUGUGACCAUCUUUCCUAAGCACCAAGGAAAACCUUUUUUGUUGCCAAAAAAGGCAGUUCUUGCGCUUGCUAGGCUGGCCUCUCUUGCCUCCCCUUGGCUGGGGAAACACCAGUUGCAGUGAGCAUCACCCUGGCAUGGUGAGCCACCUCUAGUGGGUCCUCUUGCUGCUGCCAACCAAAUCAGUAUUAGCUUUGAGCACUGCACUCUGUUUCUCCCUCCCUUGGACGACCCAAGGACUAGCAUGAGGCACUGUUUGUGGGGGGCAGCCCCUAUCCUGGGUUCCAGCAGGGAUACGGGGGCAGCCUGGGACUUAAGAGAAACAGGUGGUUUCCCCCACCCUUUUUCCAAAAAGACCCCACGAUUGGCCUCUAGUCGGCAAAUGGAGAUAACACAGUCUGGCCUUUCCCAUCCCCAUCCCCCUGUCCCCACCCGUGAAAAACAUUGAGCACUUAAGCCCCUCCCUUUUGGAGGGGGCCCCCCUGAAGUGUCAGGCUGGGGGCAGUCUGGUACGGAACAUAUUUAUUGCCUCCGUGCAUAUGUGUGUGUGUCUGUGAGGACUGGUGUGCGUGGACACGUCUGGAGCAGGCGUGUGGGGCUCUUUCAGGGACCAUGGAGGAGGGAGCAGUUUGCAGUGCCCAGCCAUCCUGAAAUCCCCAGUAAUGGUGCCUCAGUGGGCCCGAGUUCCACUGGGAGGGUAUGGUUCCCUCCUGUCUCCCUCUUCUUUUCCGCACCUCCAUCUUUGUGGAUAAUAAAUCAAUAUGCACAGGUCCU
Molecule: messenger RNA, 3326 nt
Organism: Sapajus apella (tufted capuchin)
Lineage: Eukaryota; Metazoa; Chordata; Mammalia; Primates; Cebidae
Gene: SYDE1
Product: synapse defective Rho GTPase homolog 1
Exons: 8
Coding region: 83-2323 (746 amino acids)
Biological process (GO): signal transduction
Source: RefSeq, a predicted model, not a curated record